This is a messenger RNA of Melanotaenia boesemani (Boeseman's rainbowfish), 1734 nucleotides long. It is a transcript of the gene atf7ip2, whose product is annotated as activating transcription factor 7 interacting protein 2. Gene Ontology annotation, biological process: regulation of DNA-templated transcription. The record is from RefSeq and is a predicted model, not a curated record. Lineage: Eukaryota; Metazoa; Chordata; Actinopteri; Atheriniformes; Melanotaeniidae. Bases 155 to 1279 code for a protein of 374 amino acids. Gene Ontology annotation, cellular component: transcription regulator complex; nucleus. The transcript is spliced from 13 exons. Gene Ontology annotation, molecular function: protein binding; transcription coregulator activity.
CUGUCCUACACACCUUACCAGUUGGUGGCGGCAAUGCACACCCAUAAGUUGUUUGCCAACCGCCAAUAAACAGCAGCCGAAGAAGAAGAAGAAGAAGACGAAGAAGAAGAGGAAGCAGAAGAAGAAUCAAGGCUUGAGCAUUACUACUUCUGGAAUGAAUAGGUUAAACCACGCACCAGGCUCCCCUGAAGCCACUGAGCUGAGGACAAAAUCAAAACUGCGGAAGCUGAUUAAGCAGGAGAUCCACAGGGCAGUGGCAAAACAAGAAACCAAGUUGAAGGAUGUAAUUGAAAAUAUUCAACCGUUGAAUGAAGUCGACUUUGAAAACUCAAUUCAGAAACUGGAGGCUCAAAUUAAUACCAUUUCCAAGCGAGCAGAAGCAGCUCUUUCUUACAUACGAAGGACAGAGAAAAAGAGUCCAGUUCUUAAUGUUGACAUCAUCAGGGGAAACCGGGAGGAUAACGCCAUGGAAGCUCUGGAAACAAAGUCAGAUAAAAACAUAACUGACUGUGCAGCCACAAACGGAGAACUUUUAAAAAUGAUGGAAACAACAGAAAAUGCACUAAAGAGGAUCCAUAUGAAUAAAGAAGCUUUGAUGGCUGUAAUGGCAGAUCCAGAGAGGCCUCCACCAAUUCUCAGCCCUGAAGUGUCUUUGGAAAAGAUGACAUUUGCAGUGGCAACCCGUGAGCAGUCUCCACCAGUUCUCCUUCCUAAUGGCUUUUUAGAGUGGAUGGAGCAGAAGCCCAUUAAACAAGAACCAGAAGGUUACCAGGAUACAGUAAAUUAUAACGACAAGUUUGAACAAUCUGAGCCAAAAGUUAAAAGGUUAAAAGAAGAAAUUUUCCCUCCUGAGCCAGACAGUACCCCCAAGAUCAAAGAGGAAUGGUUGUACUAUCCUCCUCUUCCCGCCACCUCCUUUCCCUCCGCCCUGAGCAUAGAAGCAGCCUCGUACAGCAUCCCUAAGAAGUUAGAUCUAAAAUUGGCCUUCAUCAAGAACCCUACUCUACUUUCUGUGAUGUGGAACGUGAAGGAGAAAGAGCCCUCUGACCCACCUAUGGAAAGUUACACCAUCCUCCUCACGAUGGAAAAAGCGAAAGGGAGUGGUGUCUUCCCAAACUGGUAUACCUACGAUAAACUGGAGGCCAAGGCUCUGCCCAUGUGUGCGCUGAUCAAAAAGUACAAGCCUGGGCACAAAGUGUGUGCUGCCGUGGUGGGCAGAGAUAUGUUUGGUCGGUAUGGACCCUAUAGUGAUGUUUUUACAGCAGUCAUACCGGACUAGCUGGGAAGAAUUUCUCAUCUUCGACUUGGUUGUUGCUACAGAACAGCAUUUAUUUUUUAUAUAUAUAUAUAUAUAUAUAUAUAUAUAUUUUUUUUAUUGUUUUGGAGACACAUUACUGUCUAUUAAAACUAAACGAGGGCCACUGAAGUAUAGCGCAACGUAAACAGUAUUUCCAAAAGAAGGACUGAAUUAAGUGUCCUGUCAUUUCCACUGGAAGCAGUGUUAAUAUUCAAUUUAAGGAUUGUUAGGUGUUAAAUGUUACGUGUUCAGUUUUAAAUUGUUAAGAUGCCUUUUGUUCACAAGUAUGAUGAAGUUCACUGUGAUUUUAGUACACUUUUUAAAAAAUGGAAGUUGACGUUUUAAUGUUUCUUAAAGGAACAAAUGCUUUUUUUUCCUUAAUUUUCUCUCUUUGUCUCGUGUUGCUGUCAUUUGUACAAUAAAACUACUCAGUUCCA